AUGACGGCAGUAAGUUCUCCUGAAGUGCGAAAGCAACGACAACAAUUAGCAUAUGCAUUACAGGCACUCAAAGUAUACAAUCCAGACUUUGUCUUGACUCCUGAAGUACAAGAAAUCAUGCGUGCUUUUUUUGUAGAUUUACAACCAGAUGAACACGGAACUAUCACGCGUGGUGCAUUAGCAGAUGAGAUUGCGCGAUUAGAUCCAAGUAUUGAUACAAAACGAUGUGUGCGACAUGAUAUGAUACUACGACGUGAAGAGCGUUUGGAUUUUAUUGCUUUUUGUGAUUGGGUAAUGCGUUGGAAGGUACAAAAUCCGCAAUCUGUACAAAAUGUUUACACAUCAUGGGCAAGACAACUUGCAGCUUUGGAUUUUGGCAUGAGUGAAGGUGAUAGUCUAUUUUUAGAUUUAAAACCGGAAGAUGAACCAUCCAAUGAAAUGCUUGCAAUGGAAAUUAUACAAUUAUUGCAAAUUCGACAAAAAGCAAAAGUCUUACAGAGGUUGCACGAAGGUAGCAACCACGACAAGAGUCUCAAGUAUGAUGACAACUAUGAUGCAUCUCUUACUAGUAAUGGUAUUCAUCCAGUCGAUACGUUUGAAAUAGAUACAGCAAAAAUACACCAUGUUGAUAAUGUCAACAUAGUGAACAAGAGAUCCUCCAUGCAGACCGUGUCUAAAUCAUUUCUCGCAGGAGGAAUGGCGGGUAUUGUAGCCAAGUCAACGUUAGCACCAUUGGAUCGCGUCAAAAUUUUAUUCCAAGUCAAUGACCAGCGAAAAUUCAGUUUUCGCAAUGCUGCUCGGAUGGCUAAAAAUAUUUACGUUCAUGAUGGUUUCCAUGCACUCUUUCGAGGCAAUAUGCUGAAUAUUCUGCGAGUAGUCCCUUAUGCAGGACUGCAGCACGCAGGGUUUGAUUUUUUUAGGCAUAGAUUCCAUGCGUACAAUUACCAGAAUGCCGAAAAAGACGGGAUUGAUGAGGUGCCAAAACUUAGUAAUUUACAGUUGGUGACGGCUGGGUCACUGGCAGGAGGAAUCUCUUUGGUUUUAGCAUACCCGCUGGAUAUUGUACGAGCGAGGUACAUGGUACAAAUGGGAAAGCAUCGUUACACUAGUAUCUACGACGCUGUCAUGACAAUGUACAAGGUAGAUGGUGUACGGUCGUUUUCGCGCGGACUUGUGCCGUCCUUGUUAGGCACGCUGCCGUACACUGGAAUCGGAUUUUCGCUGAAUGAACGAUUUAAGAUAUGGACGCUUGAGUUUCAGAGUCGUCGAUUGGAACAGAAAUGUGGAAUAAGUGCACCCGAGCCAAGUCUAAAUGCGCUGACCAAGUUUGUGUGCUCGUACUUUGCGGCAUGCAUUGCACAAACGAUCACAUAUCCGCUGGACACCAUUAGAAGGCGAAUUCAAACGGACGGCUAUGUCACGAAAUCUCAGGCAAAACUGCAAUACACUGGUGUGACUACUACUGCCCGAAUCAUUUUAGCACGUGAAGGCUGGCGGGGCCUGUUCAAGGGUGUGUCAGUGAAUUGGAUGCGAAGCCCCGUAUCAACCGGCAUUAGCUUAACGACGUAUGAUGUAUUGAAGGAGCUAAUGGGAGUCGAAAAGAUAGAGUAA
Molecule: messenger RNA, 1611 nt
Organism: Peronospora belbahrii
Lineage: Eukaryota; Oomycota; Peronosporomycetes; Peronosporales; Peronosporaceae
Source: the annotation of a GenBank genome assembly